AAGCAUGCCACGUUACCAUGAACGAAGAGGACGGCAGACGGUCUGUUGCCACCCUCGACAUGACAAAGCAUGCCACGUAGCUAAAACUUUCUAUAUAGGCUCUCAGAGACGGAGCAUGCUUUUUCCAGAAUCCAGAAGAGACGCAAGGAAGAACCAGAGAAGUGCUCAAUCACAAAUUUCGAAAAAAAGAUGGCAAAAAGCACGGACGAUAUACGAUACGCAAAAGCUCAGGCAAAGGUUUCAGAAGACGAUGCAUUGAGAAUCAGGUACAAAGCAGGCACUCCACUUGAAGGAGGCAAGAUUGCCGACUCUGAGCCCGUUGAUCUUUUCUCAAGUGCCCACAACAUCUCCAGAGCCCAGCAACAGCCGAAGCACCAGGACCGAAGGACAGCUCAGGAUCAACAGCCACCCUCUGCAGAUCAGUCUCAACGCGACCCCAAAAAUGCCCAAGUAGCCAUGUCCGAUUUCAAAACCCAGCAGCACUAACCAUAUCCACCCACCCACCCGAUCAUUUUCCCUUUUUGUAUCCCACGUUGUUAUCGUAGUUCACAGAAUUCCACCGUGAUUUCCUCAUUUUGUGCAAUUUCUUUUUUCUUUGGGUUC
This is a messenger RNA of Coffea eugenioides, 603 nucleotides long. RefSeq lists its product as uncharacterized. Gene Ontology annotation, biological process: seed dormancy process. The transcript has a single exon. The coding region runs from base 190 to 486 and encodes 98 amino acids. The record is from RefSeq and is a predicted model, not a curated record. NCBI's taxonomy places the organism in Eukaryota, Viridiplantae, Streptophyta, Magnoliopsida, Gentianales, Rubiaceae.